This is a messenger RNA of Ceratitis capitata (Mediterranean fruit fly), 1123 nucleotides long. RefSeq names its product SUMO-activating enzyme subunit 1 (gene Aos1). NCBI's taxonomy places the organism in Eukaryota, Metazoa, Arthropoda, Insecta, Diptera, Tephritidae. Bases 54 to 1067 code for a protein of 337 amino acids. Gene Ontology annotation, cellular component: cytoplasm; SUMO activating enzyme complex. The transcript has 3 exons. The record is from RefSeq and is a predicted model, not a curated record. Gene Ontology annotation, biological process: protein sumoylation. Gene Ontology annotation, molecular function: SUMO activating enzyme activity.
AAAAGUACACGACUUAAAUAAAAUAAGUUGUACCAACUAUUUUGUUUUUCAUAAUGGAAGAGAAUAAAAAUGAAAAUAUUAAUGGAGUCGAAUUGACAGAAGCAGAAAAUGAACUGUACGACAGACAAAUCCGGCUUUGGGGUUUAGAGUCGCAGAAAAGAUUACGAACCGCAAAAAUAUUGGUUUCGGGAUUGAAUGGAAUUGGCGCAGAAGUCACAAAAAAUAUAAUUCUUUCAGGGGUUAACUCAGUUAAGUUGCAAGACGAAAAAAUUGUUACUGAAGAAGACUUUUGUGCACAAUUCCUGGUGCCGCGCGCCGCGAUUGGACAAAAUCGGGCAGAGGCCUCAAUAGAUAGAGCGCGUGCUCUUAACCCAAUGGUGGAAAUUUCAGCCGACACAGAAUCACUUGCUGGCAAAAAUGCUGACUAUUUUGAAAAAUUCGACGUCGUCGUACUAAUCGGUGCGUCCAACUCAGAAUUAUUGCGGGUGGAUAAUAUAUGUCGUGAAAAAAAUGUAAAGUUUUUUUCGGGAGACGUUUGGGGAAUGUUUGGCUACUGUUUUGCCGACCUACAGGAACACAGUUUUGUCGAAGACGUAGCAAAACACAAAGUUAUUUCAAAACCAAAUGAAAAAGUUAAAACUGAGUUGGUCACUGCAGCCGUGCAGCGUACCCUGAAUUUUCCAUCCUUCAGUCAUGUUGUAGAUUUCGACAUAAAUUCACCAGCAUAUCAAAAGAAACUUAAACGUACGGGACCGGCUUUAAUUUUGCUACGAACUCUGCAAGAAUUUCGAGAAACAUUCAAUCGGGAUCCGUGCUAUAAAACUCGUGAAACGGAUAUCGCUGAAUUGCAACGCAUACGAAAUGAACUUACAAGUCCAAACUCAUUAUCUGAUUCAUAUUUUGAGAACGUAUUUGCACAAAUAUCUCCGGCAGCUGCAGUAGUUGGUGGUGUUUUAGCACAAGAGAUUAUCAAAGUGGUAUCGAAAAAGGAAGCGCCACAUUGUAACGUAUUUCUAUUCGAUCCAGACACAUGCUGUGGAUUUAUAGAAACCAUUGGAUUAAAUUAACAUGUAAUCUAAAUUUAAUAAAAAAAAAAUAAAUAAAAAGUAUUGUAACCAGCUAC